AUGCCAAACGGGACCCCCAAACGAAAAGCCAGAGGCGAGAGGCACAAACUGGCCACAGAGCGCAAAACGGCACCCAACAGCACCCAACACCCGCCACAAACGGCCACAGCCCCCCUGGGCAGGGAGUCACUAACAGACUGGCUCCCGGCGGCGACCACGCAAGUAGAGCAAACUAACCGCAAGGCGCUGUAUUACCUCGACCUGACCCUGCACUCCUUCAGUAGGGGGGAACAUGGACUGUACUGGGUCCCCAUUCAGCGGCACGGAGAGGCGGCCUUUGGCACCGGCCUGGGACAAAGGAACUUCCUCGCCUUUCAACCACUCAGCAGAAAGACCUGGAGCCCUCAGAGGCUCGAUCCACCGCGCACAUUUCACAGCCAGCCUGGACAGAGACUGCAUGAAAUGGCCCACUAG
Messenger RNA from Pelobates cultripes (western spadefoot toad), 414 nucleotides. Lineage: Eukaryota; Metazoa; Chordata; Amphibia; Anura; Pelobatidae. The record is from the annotation of a GenBank genome assembly.